This is a messenger RNA of Dovyalis caffra, 1470 nucleotides long. NCBI's taxonomy places the organism in Eukaryota, Viridiplantae, Streptophyta, Magnoliopsida, Malpighiales, Salicaceae. The record is from the annotation of a GenBank genome assembly.
AUGACUCAAGACGUCGAGAUGAAAGAGCAGCAGCAGCAGCAACCUUCCAAUUCCUCCACCUCCUCCUCUCCUUCCACUCUCCACCAUUUGAAGGAGAUUGCGUCGUUGAUUGAGACUGGAGCGUAUGCGAAGGAAUCUAGGAGGAUCGUGAAAGCUGUGAGACUGACUAUGACUAAAAGGAAAAAGUUGAAAGCUCCUGUGCUUUCUGCUUUUCUUAAUUUUGCUCUUUCGCCAGGAUCCGAGCCGUUUAAUCGGUUAAUUUCGUAUCUUCCUAAGGAAGAUGAGCAGGAAAUGGAGGUUGAUACUGCAACAUCUGUGACUCAAUCUCCUGCAAAGCAUCCCAUACCAGAACUGGAGAUAUAUUGCUACUUGUUGAUCCUGAUUUUUCUGAUUGAUCAGAAGAAAUAUAAUGAGGCUAAAGCUUGUUCAUCGGCAAGCAUUGCUCGCCUGAAGAAUCUGAAUAGGAGGACUGUUGAUGUUCUGGCAUCAAGGCUGUAUUCCUACUACUCACUUAGCUAUGAACUCACUGGUGAUCUUGCUGAAAUCAGAGGUAACCUUCUUGCUCUUCACCGGAUUGCAACAUUGCGCCACGAUGAGCUGGGCCAGGAAACACUUCUCAACCUACUGCUGCGCAAUUACCUCCAUUACAAUUUAUAUGACCAAGCAGAGAAGCUGAGGUCUAAGGCCCCACGUUUUGAGGCUCACUCAAAUCAGCAGUUCUGUCGGUAUCUCUUUUACUUGGGAAAGAUUAGGACAAUUCAGUUGGAGUAUACUGAUGCAAAAGAGUCUCUCCUUCAAGCUGCUCGUAAAGCCCCUGCUGCAGCCCUUGGUUUCCGAGUUCAAUGCAACAAGUGGGCAGUUAUUGUCAGACUGCUGCUAGGAGAAAUCCCUGAGAGGACUGUUUUUAUGCAGAAAGGCAUGGAGAAUGCUUUGAGGCCAUACUUUGAGCUCACAAAUGCUGUGCGAAUUGGGGACUUGGAGCUCUUUAAGUCUGUCGCUGAGAAGUUCUCAUCUACUUUCAACGCUGACAGGACCCACAACUUAAUUGUCAGACUGCGACACAAUGUCAUAAGGACUGGACUUCGCAACAUCAGUAUCUCUUAUUCUCGUAUCUCACUGGCCGAUGUAGCCAAGAAGUUGAGGUUGGACUCUCCUAACCCUGUUGCCGAUGCUGAGAGUAUUGUGUCCAAGGCAAUCCGAGAUGGUGCUAUUGAUGCUACAUUGGAUCAUGCAAAUGGAUGGAUGGUAUCUAAGGAAACAGGGGACAUAUACUCCACAAAUGAGCCUCAAAUUGCAUUUAACUCUAGGAUCACCUUCUGCCUCAACAUGCAUAAUGAGGCAGUACGUGCCCUUAGGUUUCCACCUAAUUCCCACAAGGAGAAAGAAAGUGCUGAGAAAAGGAGGGAGAGGCAACAGCAAGAGCAAGAGCUUGCUAAGCACAUAGCUGAGGAGGAUGAUGACGAGUUUUGA